UAAAAAUCCCUAGCAGAGCAUGAGUCCUCUAUCGCAUUGAUCAGGGCUCAUGUUGGGCACGGCGCCUGGCCUAUAGAGUAUAUGCGAGACUCGGGCGCAGUAAGGGAGCCUGGCCAAUUGGGGUCAGGUGUCCUCGCAUUCAAGGGCCUCCUUGAUGACCUACAAAAUCCCGAGCGGAGCAUGAGGCCUGUAUCGAGGCUAUCAGGUCUCAUGUAGAUGCCGGGUGCCUGGUCGAUUUCGGCCAGGCCUCCAGCGAUGAGCUCGCACCUCACCGUGGUGCUGGAGUCUAGUAGCCAGGGCGAACUGCCUAUGGUGAAGCUAAGACGAGCUCUCUCUUACCAAUAUGAUCAGGAUCACCCUCAGCAUCUGUGUAAGAGACACAAUGUUGCUCAAAGAAAUGAGCCAGAGCACACUUGUAAGAUUUUUCAUAUGGAGCAUGUAGUAGAACGCCGAAGGCCAAUAUGUAUCUGCAAAUUUGUGGAAUCGAACAUCACGUCUCUAGCAUCUGUUUUCUUCGGAUAUGACUCCAUCAAUAUAUCUAAUACACCGAUAUAAACAUUCAAAGAUGUCCUAAAUCUUAAGACUGGUGAGACCAGUGGGGUGUGUCGGAAGUAAACUAAGCCGGUGUGCCUGCAGUGAGGCGUCAUGGAAAAUUGCACC
This is a messenger RNA of Aspergillus piperis CBS 112811, 660 nucleotides long. RefSeq lists its product as uncharacterized. Lineage: Eukaryota; Fungi; Ascomycota; Eurotiomycetes; Eurotiales; Aspergillaceae. The record is from RefSeq and is a predicted model, not a curated record. Bases 217 to 555 code for a protein of 112 amino acids. The transcript has 2 exons.